AAAAACCAAGUCAAAGUCAAAAGAAAGGGAGUCGCAGUCGCAUUAGGGCAUCCGUUUCUUCGUUAGACCCACCGCCGUCGCAGCCCUCUGUUCUUCAACUCCUCAGUCCUCACGCGUUAAUGUAAGCUUCUGCGAUCCCCACCUUCUUCCUCUUUCUAUAAACCCAUCUUCUUCACUUCACCCAUUACUGCGCCGUCCAAUUUCACUGCCUAAAUCUUCUCCGUUCUCCUUACCCUUCUCUUCCUUUCUCAAUCUCUGGUUCGAUCGGAAAUGGGUUUGAAGGGAUUCGCCGAAGGAGGAAUCGCCUCCAUUGUUGCUGGAUGCUCCACUCACCCUCUUGAUCUCAUUAAAGUUCGGAUGCAAUUGGCCGGCGAGAAACCCACGCUUCCAAGUCUCCGCCCCGCCUUAGCUUUCAAUGGGUCUUCUUCCGUUGUCGCGCCGGAAUCUUUCCAUAUUCCCCCGCCUCAACCACCGCGUGCGGGGCCCAUAUCGGUUGGAGUACGGAUUGUCCAGUCCGAAGGUGUUGCUGCUCUGUUUUCUGGCGUCUCCGCCACCGUUCUCCGUCAGACUCUUUACUCCACCACUCGGAUGGGUCUCUACGACGUUCUUAAAAGUAAAUGGUCCGACCCGAAUUCUGGCAACAUGCCUCUGACCCGGAAAAUCACGGCGGGGCUUAUUGCCGGUGGAAUUGGCGCGGCGGUGGGGAACCCGGCGGAUGUCGCAAUGGUGAGAAUGCAGGCCGAUGGCAGGCUUCCGUUGAGUCAGCGGCGGAAUUACGCCGGCGUGGUGGACGCCAUCACAAGAAUGUCAAAGAAGGAAGGGAUUAGUAGCCUGUGGCGCGGGUCGUCGCUUACGGUGAACCGCGCUAUGAUCGUGACGGCGGCGCAGUUGGCGUCGUACGAUGAAAUCAAAGAGACGAUAUUGGAAAAGGGUGUGAUGAAGGACGGAUUGGGGACCCACGUGACGGCGAGUUUCGCGGCGGGAUUUGUGGCGGCGGUGGCGUCAAAUCCGGUGGAUGUGAUAAAGACGAGAGUUAUGAAUAUGAAAGUGGAGAGCGGGGCGGCUCCGCCGUACAAGGGGGCGUUGGACUGCGCGAUGAAGACGGUGAAGGCGGAAGGGGCAAUGGCGCUUUACAAAGGAUUUAUUCCGACGAUUUCACGGCAGGGACCUUUCACUGUAGUCUUGUUUGUCACACUCGAACAAGUUAGGAAGAUUUUCAACCAGUUUUGAUUUGACGGGUGACGAUGACCCAUAAUUCUUUUCCA
This is a messenger RNA of Cucurbita maxima (winter squash), 1265 nucleotides long. RefSeq names its product mitochondrial uncoupling protein 5-like. Bases 271 to 1230 code for a protein of 319 amino acids. Gene Ontology annotation, molecular function: antiporter activity; sulfate transmembrane transporter activity; succinate transmembrane transporter activity. The record is from RefSeq and is a predicted model, not a curated record. Lineage: Eukaryota; Viridiplantae; Streptophyta; Magnoliopsida; Cucurbitales; Cucurbitaceae. Gene Ontology annotation, biological process: thiosulfate transport; oxaloacetate transport; phosphate ion transmembrane transport. The transcript has a single exon.